AAGGGGGCUGAGGCGACCCGGAAGCGGAAGUGGAAGAAAGUUCUAGUGGCCUGACGUAUCCGCGGGAGCAGCAGGGUGGCGGGAGGAACCGUUACGGGAACUGAAGCUGCCGAUUAAGCCUGAUCAAGAUGACAACCUCCCAAAAGCACCGAGACUUCGUGGCAGAGCCCAUGGGGGAGAAGCCAGUGGGGAGCCUGGCUGGGAUUGGUGAAGUCCUGGGCAAGAAGCUGGAGGAGAGGGGCUUUGACAAGGCCUAUGUUGUCCUUGGCCAGUUUCUGGUGCUAAAGAAAGAUGAAGACCUCUUCCGGGAAUGGCUGAAGGACACGUGUGGCGCCAACGCCAAGCAGUCCCGGGACUGCUUCGGAUGCCUUCGAGAGUGGUGCGACGCCUUCUUGUGAUGCUCUCUGGGAAGCUCUCAAUCCCCAGCCCUCAUCCAGAGUUUGCAGCUGAGUAGGGACUCCUCCCCUGCCCUCUACGAAGGAAAAGAUUGCUAUUGUCGUACUCACCUCCGAUGUACUCCAGGGUCUUUUGGGAGUUUUCUCCCCUAACCAUUUCAACUUUUUUGGAUUCUCGCUCUUGCAUGCCUCCCCCGCCCUUUUUCCCUUGCCGGUUCCCUGGUGACAGUUACCAGCUUUCCUGAAUGGAUUCCUGGCCCCGUCCCUCACCCCCCACCCUCACUUUCAGUCCGUUUGAUACCAUUUGGCUCCUUUUUGGGCAGAACAGUCACUGUCUUUGUAAAGUUUUUUAGAUCAAUAAAGUCAGUGGCUUUCAUGA
This is a messenger RNA of Chlorocebus sabaeus (green monkey), 774 nucleotides long. It is a transcript of the gene BANF1, whose product is annotated as barrier to autointegration nuclear assembly factor 1. Gene Ontology annotation, molecular function: DNA binding. NCBI's taxonomy places the organism in Eukaryota, Metazoa, Chordata, Mammalia, Primates, Cercopithecidae. Gene Ontology annotation, biological process: chromosome organization. Gene Ontology annotation, cellular component: nucleus; condensed chromosome. The record is from RefSeq and is a predicted model, not a curated record.